Molecule: messenger RNA, 699 nt
Organism: Sclerotinia trifoliorum
Lineage: Eukaryota; Fungi; Ascomycota; Leotiomycetes; Helotiales; Sclerotiniaceae
Source: the annotation of a GenBank genome assembly
CCAUACAUCGAAAUUUCCAUUUGCAGCAAAACUCCAAUCAAGUAGACGAAGCAAAAAUAUCACCAAGUCGAUAAGUCGAUAAGUCAAUAAGCCAAAAUGGGUAUCCCUCAAAAAUCAACUAAAACUAAGACGAGGAGAAGAUUGAGGCAAGUUAAAUACAAUUCAAUUAUUGGAAAGUUUUCUUUUUGUGCGCCGAACUAAUAUUUUCCAUUACAGAGAUCUCGAUCAAAUCUCGGCCGAUAUUCGUUCACCAAAACAUCUAGCACAACACAAAGACUCGAAAGCUGCAGAAGAUUUGCCAGGUUUGGGAAAAUGGUAUUGCAUCCAGUGUGCGAAAUGGUACGAAUCGGAAAAUAGUAUGCUGUCGCAUCUUAAAGGCAAACCUCAUAAGAGAAGGUAUGUUAAAAGAUUAUGAAGAAGAAUUCUAACAGCAUUAUGCUAAUUCCCUCCUAUAGGGUCAAGGCAUUAAAGGAAGGACCAUAUACACAAAGAGAUGCAGAAGCUGCUAUAGGACAAGGCCCUCCAGAUAAUGGUAUCAGAAAUAAGGCUUUAGAUGUAGAGGUUGAGAUGGAAAACUCUGGGUUACUUGACGACCAGGAAACCUGAGUAUAUGCAUCGUAUUCUCCUCCAUGAAGUAAUAAUGGAGGGUUUAUCAAAGCUCAGUCCGUCGUGACUGCUACUAUAAAUCUAUGACGGGGU